GCUUCUUCCAGCUCUCCACCCAUCUGCGUGUCAGCCUGCGCUGCAACCGACCUCGAUUUUCUACGGCUAUUUUUAUUAUUGUUGUCAUUGGUAAACACCACACAUCUGCCUACCCAGCCUGGUUUCCCAUUGGCUGACGGGAUUGUCUAUCGCAGUACUUCCGUCCGUUUGGCCACUUUUGAUUGGCCGACGCUCCUCUUUUUUUUCCUCUUCUUCGCGGCGGUGGGUCGGAGCCGCUGUGUCCCCGGUCUGGCACGUUCCUAGCCAAAUUCUCCACGGUGUAAAAUUGGAUCCCCCCUUUUUCACAAAACCAAAAAAAAUCCCCCUUUCAAUUCCCCGCAACCGCUUACACGUUUCCGCCUUACACACAUCUCCAAAUCUCCACCAGAUACCUCUGAAAAUGGCGGUGGUAAGCGGGAUGUUGGGGUCGGCUGUAGCCCGGCUGGAGGGCCGAGAAUUCGAGUAUCUCAUGAAGAAAAGGUCGGUCACCAUCGGCCGGAACUCCUCGCAGGGUUCGGUGGACGUUAGCAUGGGACACUCCAGCUUCAUCUCCCGGCGGCACCUCGAAAUCUUCACCGCGGGAGAAGAUGGCACUGGCACGGGAGAAUUCUAUCUCCGCUGCCUCGGAAAAAACGGGGUGUUUGUUGAUGGGGUGUUCCAGAGAAGAGGGGCUCCACCUCUCCAGCUUCCACGAAUGUGUUGUUUCCGCUUCCCCAGCACCAGUAUAAAGAUCACGUUCACAGCCCUGUCCAAUGACAAGAAGGAGCCAAGGAACGUGCCGGAAUCACCGGUCAAGCCCGUCCAGCCCCAAAUUUCCCCACUGACCAUCAACAUUCCAGACAACAUCGCCCACCUCAUGAGCCCACUGCCUUCACCCACUGGCACCAUCAGCGCGGCAAACUCCUGUCCAUCAAGUCCGCGGGGGGCGGGACUCUCCAGCUACAGGACAGGCCGUGUCCUGGCCUCUGACCUAAUAGACAACUCCCAAUCAGAAAAUGACAAAGAAGCCUCAGGUGAAGACAGCCCAAAGGACGACUCUAAACCUCCGUAUUCUUAUGCACAACUAAUAGUCCAAGCUAUCACCAUGGCCCCAGAUAAACAGCUAACUCUGAAUGGAAUAUACACCCACAUCACCAAGAACUACCCCUACUACAGAACAGCUGACAAAGGCUGGCAGAACUCGAUCCGCCAUAACCUGUCCCUGAACCGGUACUUCAUCAAAGUGGCCCGCUCUCAGGAGGAGCCGGGCAAAGGCUCCUUCUGGAGGAUCGACCCCGCAUCCGAGGGCAAGCUGAUAGAACAGGCUUUCAGGAAGCGCAGGCCCAGGGGGGUUCCCUGCUUCAGGACUCCUGUGGGACCUCUCUCCUCCAGGAGUGCUCCAGCUUCUCCUAACCACACAGGGGCACUGUCUGCCCACUCCAGUGGGGUCCAGACGCCAGACAGCCUGUCAAGAGAGGGCUCCCCAGUCCCCAUGGAUCCAGAGCCAACCCCACCGCCAGCCCCCGCCCAAACCACUACAGUCCAGCCCAAACUCGCUGUCAUCCAAGAGGCCCGCUUUGCACAGAACUCCCCUGGCUCCCCCCUCAACAACCAGCCAGUAUUGAUCGCCGUGCAGCGCCAGAUGCCUCAAACGACCAUGAAGCCUGUGACCUAUGCCAUGGCGACACCAGCCAUAGUAACGACGUCAGUUAGCUCCGCCCCCGUCAUGCAGACGGUGCACGUUGUCCACCAGAUCCCAGCUGUCACUAUGGCAACCGUUGCCGGACAGCCCGCUGCUACAGUGAGCACAGAACCUCAGGAGAAUGGAGGUGGAGAGCACCAAGAGAUCAAAGUCAAAGUGGAGCCGGUUCCAUCCAUCACAGCCUCGUCUAUAGGUGGAGUCAGUCGCAUCAUCCAGAGCUCCCAGGCUGCACCUCUGACGACAGUCACCAUCGUGCAACAAGCCCCACUCGGGCAGCACCAGCUCCCAAUAAAGGCCAUCACACAAAACGGGACCCAUCUGGUCCCCAUCGGUACUGCUGCUAGCACAGCAAAUUGGUGCAGUAAUCUGGAGCUUCAACACAAGCAAAACGCACGCCAGGCAAAUUGUGUGCUUCCACAUCUCCAAGUACUCAUUUCAGAGAGAGAUGGGAGACAGGGCAGGCAUUUCACAGUCCUCGUUGAGCCCCGUUGCAAACCCUCUUCACCUCCUGGCGGCCCACGCCUCAGCCUCGGCGUCCCUCCCUACCAAGAGGCAGAACGGAGAACUGCAAGACCAACCCGAAUCAAAGAAGGUGAAGACGGAGGUGGAAGAGGAGGGCGGAGCAGCGGUUGCCAACAACAACGGCACCACGGACAGAGCCGGAGAAGGAGGGGUCUGUGAGCAGAUCGGUGACAAGUAGCCCCCCCACUCACCCACCCUCGAUAUGCCUACUGACCCCUGCUCUCCUGUACACAUUGAGCCUCACCCCCCUCCCUCACUCUCACCCCCCUCCAUCCUACCUGGUUAUCAUCUAUCUCCAAGGUGCCAAAAAGAGAAGAGAUGCGGAAACACCUGCGGAACUACAGAAUGUUCAAAACGUCCUCCUCAACGCCCCCCCGCCUGCCUCAGCCUCCUCUUCCAUAUAUUUAAGACCACGGAAUACGAUGCAAAAACUAAUGACCAAAUUGAAAAUGGAGUUGGAGAGUUGCUGAUGACUGUGAAUCCCUGAAGUUUGAGACCCAGAUGGCAAAGAAGAAGCACAGGAAGAAAUUAAAAAAUCCAGAUUUCCAGAUCAGAAAUGACUUAAUGGACAACAAGGAGUCCUAAAGACGGAAAGGAGCCUCAUCCUGGUAGCAUUACAGACAAGCGCUUAACUGUGUCGGAUAGAAAAAAAGCAACCGAGUGAAAUCACCAGUAGUGUAUUCCGCAAAGGGAAGUGUGUGUACGUAUGUACGUGUGGACAUUCCCAUCUUCGGCAGCUAGCCUCCAUGUCGACCUACCUAACCCAGUUGUGAGUAGAUAUGCAGUAUUCUGUUGUACAAGUGUAUCUUUGGAUCUUUUUUGAGUGUUUCUCCGUUUCCCAAGGCACAGAUAAUAUCUAGUAAUAAUUAAGAUAACUAAAAAGCUAUAAGUGGGGUCUUUAAGAACAUUUAAACAUCACGACAUGAUAUUUUGGGAAUCCUUUUUUUUUUGUUGUUGUUUUUGUAUGUGGACUCUUUGUUCAGUGAAAUGAAUGUAGUCUCCUUUUUUCCUUUUAAAGAAAAACACUAUCUACAGAGUGGAUGUUCUUUUUUCUGCUCAUUCAUGCAAAAUGAAAUUUCUUUAUCACUGUACAUCUACAGAUUUUUUCAUAUUUUACAAAUAUCCUAUGAGAUAAAAAAGUAUAUUCCCAUGCGUAUUUGACCAUAUGCUUCAUUGAGCUUGCAUGUUACGGAUCUAGAGACAAUGUACUUGAGCAGAUUAUCUGAAUAUGGAACUGAAGAAAAUUUAGACUGAGUCUACGCUAUAUGAUUCUGACCAGUGCUGCACUUAACCCUCUUAGUUGUUUUUCGUUUCCUUUUGUAUUUUCAUUUGCUCCGUUUUGAUUUCCCCUCUCAUCAUGGGCUGUGUUUGUUACCUUUUGUGUUGAAGUUGGCAGUCUCUUUGCUUGAUUUAUUUUAUUCUGUUCAGGCUACUAAACAGUCUAUUCAGAUUGAAUUCUAUGUUACACGAGGAAAAACAAGUGAUAGGUGUUUGUUCUGCUUCAGUGGGUAAAUGCUUUUUUUUUAUAAAUUUAUUUAAAACACUUAACCUCUUAGUUUGUAUUUCUUUGAGUAAAAGCCUUCUCUGCUGGGCGAAUGCAAACUCA
This is a messenger RNA of Acanthopagrus latus (yellowfin seabream), 3809 nucleotides long. RefSeq names its product forkhead box K2. Gene Ontology annotation, molecular function: RNA polymerase II cis-regulatory region sequence-specific DNA binding; protein binding; DNA-binding transcription factor activity, RNA polymerase II-specific. Bases 401 to 2362 code for a protein of 653 amino acids. NCBI's taxonomy places the organism in Eukaryota, Metazoa, Chordata, Actinopteri, Spariformes, Sparidae. The transcript has 10 exons. The record is from RefSeq and is a predicted model, not a curated record. Gene Ontology annotation, biological process: regulation of transcription by RNA polymerase II.